AUGUCCAAUCUAACCGACAAUCUACCAGCAUUUCUAGCCUUUCAACUACCACGUCCUCUUCGAUUUUGGUACUUUCUCGUCGCAAACAUCGCAUCACUAACUUGCACUCUCUUCAUUCUCUACUUUCUUCUCUUCGAUGUAACACUUCGUCGAGCGCUCAACAAUCACAUCAUCAUUGUUCUUCUCAUCCUUGGUUUCCUCUACGAAUCGUUCAACGUCUCGUGGCACAUUCGAAGUGCUCGUUUCGAUCAACCUUGGUCGAUGUCCAACACAUUCUACCUUUUCUGGACAUUCUUUGACUAUGCAGUUUAUUCCAUUCAGAUCUCUUUGUUCGCUUGGGCAUCCAUCGAACGACACAUACUCAUAUUUCAUGAUCGAUGGAUAUCAACUCGAAUUAAACGUCUUUUCAUUCAUUAUGCUCCAAUUGUCGUCAUCGUCGUGUAUUACUUUGUCUUCUAUAGCAUUAUCUAUUUUGGAACACCUUGUGAUAGAUCAUUUGAUGGUUUUCUGUCAGGAGGUGUGUAUGCACCUUGUGCAUUCUAUCUUCAAACUGCUGGAACAUGGGAUUUAAUAGUGCAUGAAUUGAUUCCUACAUUGAUUAUUUCAUUCUUUAGUAUAGGUCUUCUUCUGCGUGUGGUGCUACAAAAAACACGAAUGCGCCAAUCACUGCAGUGGCGGAAACACCGCAAGAUGACAGUGCAAUUGCUGUCCAUAUCAGUCAUUUAUAUGCUGUUCAAUAUUCCUUGGGUUGUUUUCAUUCUUGGUCUGACUUAUGGUGCACCACUGGAGAUCGUGUGGCCAGCAUUGAUUUGCUCGAAGUUUAUUCUAUAUAAUAUCGUGUUUUUGUUUCCGUUUGUGUGUUGCUUGUCGUUGCCUGAAUUUCGUAAACGAGCGAAGCAAAUGCUUCUGUUUCGAGGAAGACAACAUCGAAUUGGUUUAAUAUCGAUGUCGAAAACUCGUUUACGAGCACAGGGAGCGACCAUGUAA
Messenger RNA from Adineta ricciae, 987 nucleotides. NCBI's taxonomy places the organism in Eukaryota, Metazoa, Rotifera, Eurotatoria, Adinetida, Adinetidae. The record is from the annotation of a GenBank genome assembly.